AUGGCGACGUACGAACAGCUCAAAAAGGUUUUAGACCACGAGACCAAGCUCGUGAGCAAGCCGCUGGCCUUCGAUAAAGAGGUGCGCGAGUUUGUGAAAAGCGUGGAGGAGGACGACGUGACAGAGACCAACAUUAUCCGCGUGCUCAAUUCCACAAACAAGUAUUUAAGCAAAAGAUACGGCCAGUUCUUCCACAGACAAGCGAUUCUGCAAAUCAUCCAACAGGUCUUGAACAACGAACACGCACUGGACCUGGAGAAAAAACGCAAACUGCUGGAAUUGAACGAGAUCUUGAUCAACUUCAAACCAGAGGGAUUGGUGGACCUGAACGGUAACUACAAUGACGAGCGCGGAGCAAGCAACAUAAACAUCAACGGGGUGGUGGACCUGAAGCAGGAAGAGGUUAUGGGCAUGAUCGACGAGCUUCCGGAAUCGACGCGGCUGACGGCCAAAGAUCCGGAGUUGCUCGAGAAAUAUCAACUGGUCAAGGCGCAGCUGUCGUCGAACCGAGCCAGACUGCUUGAACUGCAAGGCAAGACGAAAUACUACCGGGAAACCAGAAAGAAGCUCGAGGAACUGACGGAACCAACACAGGACCCGGACUCGACGCUCCAGAAGAACCUGGUGCUCAACACAAACGACCAGCUGGUGAACCAGGUGUCGCAGACCAGGAUCCUGCUGGCCAUGGUGAAAGAGAAGCUGCAAGACGGCCAGUUUGCGGAAAAAAUACAGGAAAAACUCAAGGUGGACCUCAAAUAG
Messenger RNA from Ogataea philodendri, 759 nucleotides. RefSeq lists its product as uncharacterized. NCBI's taxonomy places the organism in Eukaryota, Fungi, Ascomycota, Pichiomycetes, Pichiales, Pichiaceae. Bases 1 to 759 code for a protein of 252 amino acids. The transcript has a single exon. The record is from RefSeq and is a predicted model, not a curated record. Gene Ontology annotation, cellular component: Mis6-Sim4 complex.